AAAGCUAAAAAGCAGGCUAGCGCGCUGGAUUGGUUUUUAGCGGCGUGCGCAGGCGCCGCAUCGCUGCUGCAAAGACGUAUCAUUGGAAGCGAUACGCGAUGUCCAAGGACACAGCCACAGCUAAGGACACGACCACCAAUGAGUCCGCCUUGCCGAUGGCGGCGCUCGCCGGCGCCGGCGCCGCGCUGCUCGCCUUGGUGGCCAUCCCGGCGCCCUUCCUGCUGCCGGCGCUGCGCAAGCAUUGUUUGCCGUACGUCGCGGCGAACGCGCAGCAGCUCGAAUUGCUCGAAAAGGCCUGUAGGAGGCGCGGCGUAGAAGGCGCGGCCAAACGAAUCGUGGACCUGGGCAGCGGCGACGGCGUCGUCUGCGUGGAGCUCGCAAAACGAUUGGGCGUGGAGGCUCGGGGCGUCGAACUGAACCCCUGGCUCGUCUACUACUCAAGGUACUCGGCCUGGCGCGAGAACGUGGGCGAGCUCUGCACGUUCGAGCGCGGCGACCUCUUCAAGGCGGACGUGUCGGACGCGGACGCCGUCGCGCUCUUCGUCGUCCCGGCGAUGAUGGCGGAUCUCGAGAAAAAGCUCGCGCGGGAGUUGCCAGCCGACGCGUGUGUGUUAGCGGCGCGCUUCCCGCUGGCGACGUGGACGGAAACACGCCACGAGGCGCACACAAUCAAGUCGCGCGGCUACAACGUGAACCAGCUCUGGGAGUACGAGCUAGAUCCUGCUGUUGUCCGGGCGCUGCGUGAGGAGCCGUCGUCGUCGCCGCCGCGAUAUAACAUUGUUGAUUUGUCCUUGAUGGGUGCGGGUAUUUGUGAUUUUUGCAACCUUUGUGCGCGGCUCAAACGAGCCGCAUCGAUCAUUUGGAUUGAGCAGAAGACUGUGGUGCAACAACUCUUUGGGUGACGAGCCGCUGCAGCAAAAAGCAGCAGCCGUAACAACCCAGGAGCAUUUUGCACACAAAUCACAGCACUGCAAACGCGCUCCUACGCAGCGAACGACCGGCAAACGCACCGCAUAACUGCAGCAUCAUGUCUUCCCAGCAGUCCACGCCCACGGCGCACGCCACGCCCCUCGCCUCGCCCGGCGAGGCGAGCCCGCGGCGACGGCGCGGCGGCUCCUUCGGUGACUCUUUGAGAGGCACGCCCGCGCCCAACAUCUCGCCGCCGGCGCGCGCCACCGUGAAGUCGUCGCGGCGCAAGUCCGGUAGCUUUGACGAUGAUGAUGAUGACGAAUCUGGGAGGCGUUUAGAUUUGGCUUUGUUACCGCGGGCGUCGCGGCGGAACUUGCAACGGCAGAAGCGCGCACGCGUCGUAGAAAUGCACGCCAGUGGCAAGCAAACUACACUCUUUUUACGAAUGAGGGAGCUCCAGCAGCUCGUGCGGGACGCGGUGCCGAAGGCGCGGCAUCCGUCGCAAACGGAUUUACAUAAGCGCAAGGCCCACAACGCCUUGCACCCGCGAGAUCUACGGGCCGUCGACGCGACGAACCCGCACGCCUGCAAGAAUCCGAGCGUGGUCGUGAGACAACAUGUGAUCGUGUGCAAUUUUCCACCUUUACGAUGCGUCGUCGUGUGGGAUAGAUUACUCGCCUUACUACCGGCGGACGACCACGAGUUGGCGGAUGAGUUGCAGAGACAGCUCGCGGACCAGCUCUACCCUGACACUUCAGCAAAGCCGGUCGCGACCUGUGUGGAACUCAAAUUCUCGCGGCGCCUCCGCCACUGCUGAAUCAUGGCCUCUACGCCAUCGACGCGACACCUGCUCGACGGCGUGGAUUUGUCGGUUCCUCACCGCUCGACGGACGGCACCCGACUCACCGUUUGAUUUGCGCACAGGUCUCCACCGACGACGUUAAUACUAGUAUAGAGGAGAAUGAGUCCUCGCAAUCAUUACCGGAGCUGGACGACGAGGCGCCCUUCGAACUAAGGGCGUUGGAAGCGGUUCUAAGGACUUGUACUUUGAGACUCGACGCGGCUUGCGAAGAAGUGGAACCGGUCGCGGAAGAAACGAUGCGCGAACUCCAAACAGCUAGACAAGUAGCAUUAGCUUCCCUGGAAAGGUUACGCCACGUCAAGAACGCCGUCUCUCAUCUAGAAGCGAGGACGCGCGACACGGCCGAAGCGUUGGAGGCGAUCCUCGACGAGGACGAGGACAUGUGCAUGAUGCGUUUAUCUUUACUCAGGGAGCGGCCGCGGUUGUUCGAUCCUCCUAUCAGUCCUGAGUUACUGACGCAGCAUGAGGACGUCGAAUUGCUACUCGAAUCCUAUCUACAGGAUGCGGAGGCGGUGCAAACGAGGCUGGAAUUGAUCCGACUGCGUAUUGAUAAUGCGGAAGAUCUCUUCGGGAUGAAGCUCGACCUCGCGCGAAACCGGUUGAUCACGGCGGACACGAUCUUCACUUUAUUGGGUAUGGUGGUGGGCGCCGGGGCCAUGGUCGGCGGGUUCUUCGGCAUGAACCUGCACCAGGAGAAGAGCUCGUUCGUCAUCGUUUGUGUGGUCACUGCCUCUGCAUUGAUGCUGUCGACGGCGUUCGUCUUCUGGUAUCUGGUGCGGUCGGGGACGCUCGUGCUGGCGUAAUAUACUUAAUGUU
Pelagomonas calceolata is the source of this 2587-nucleotide messenger RNA. Lineage: Eukaryota; Pelagophyceae; Pelagomonadales; Pelagomonadaceae. The record is from the annotation of a GenBank genome assembly.